Messenger RNA from Microthlaspi erraticum, 921 nucleotides. Lineage: Eukaryota; Viridiplantae; Streptophyta; Magnoliopsida; Brassicales; Brassicaceae. The record is from the annotation of a GenBank genome assembly.
AUGACUGAGAUUAUCAAGAAGGAAGUUGGUUUCAAGUGGGAGAAGGCACAGGAGGAAGCAUUUCAGACUCUUAAGGAUCGACUUACUAAUGCACCUGUUCUUAUGUUGCCUGACUUUCUUAAAACUUUUGAAAUUGAGUGUGAUGCCUCAGGAAUCGGAAUAGGAGCUGUUCUCAUGCAAGACAAGAAGCCGAUUGCCUACUUCAGUGAGAAACUUGGAGGAGCCACUCUCAAUUACCCAACCUAUGAUAAGGCUGCAAACUUGGCAGCAUUACUUAUGGCCCAAGGAGUUUGUUAUCACACUGAUCAUGAAUCACUCAAGCACUUCAAAGGCCAACAGAAGCUCAACAAGAGGCAUGCUCGCUGGGCCGAGUUCAUAGAAACCUUUCCCUAUGUGAUCAAGUACAAGAAAGGUAAGGACAAUGUCGUGGCCGACGCAUUGUCUAGACGGUAUACACUUCUCUCUACUCUUGAUGCCAAACUCUUAGGCUUUGAGCAAAUUAAAGAACUAUAUGCUUCUGAUGCUGAUUUUUCUGAUAUUUAUCAAGCUUGUUCUAAGUUUGCUUCUGGUCGCUAUGUGAGACAGGAUGGGUUUCUCUUUUAUGAGAACCGCCUUUGUGUGCCUAAUUGUUCUUUGAGGGACUUGUUUGUCAGGGAAGCACAUGGAGGAGGACUUAUGGGACAUUUUGGAGUUGCCAAGACUAUACAGAUCAUGAGAGAUCAUUUCCAUUGGCCACACAUGAUUAGAGAUGUGGAGCGCAUAUGUGCUCGCUGCACCACUUGUAAGUUGGCCAAAUCCAAGGUCCAACCCCACGGUUUGUAUACUCCUCUCCCUAUUCCAUCACAACCUUGGACUGAUGUUUCCAUGGACUUUGUUCUUGGUUUACCCAGAACUAGACAUGGAAAGGAUUCCAUUUUGUGA